AGAGAAUUCUCACUGGCUUUAAACAGUCAGAAUGAAACUGAACAUAUGCCUGUCCAUUCCUGCGAAACAUGGGUGGUUUCCUUUUGAUGCAAGCUUUAGUUUUUAAAACGCAUGAUACGUGAAUACAAUCAGAGAGUAAAUGGACCAUUACUGGCCGCAUAAAGUGCUGGGGGAUUGCUAUUCUUUUCCCCUCUGAUGUUCUUGUGGCAAGAACAUCAAUAGGUUAGAGGUGCUUUGCCUUGGAAACCUUGACAAUUUCAACUGCUAUAUGAUCCCUGAUUCUUCCAACAGCUACAUGGGUCUGAUGAAGCCCAGCAUCUUAGACUUUAAAAAGAAAAAUAGCCCAACCAAUGAGGAAUGGUUCAAAAAAAUGAGAGGUUUUGGUUAUGGAAAAAAUAAUUCCCCAAGUACAUACCCAGCAAAAUAGACAGAGGACAGAUAAUCAAAUAUCUAAGUCUAAGAUGCUGAGAAUUCACAACUUGCAGUGAAGGCUGAAGGAGCUGCAGGAUCAUAGUGCUCAAGUAGGGCACCAAAAACUGAGGAACUAAAAUUCUAACACUCAUAUUGUUCUGACUCCUCUGAGAAAAUGUUCAGAAUCCUGUCAAUCCUGAUAUUGGAAGUGCAGCUCUACUUGAUAAGAGCUUUUUUCACAGUUGAAGUUCCUCAGCUACAGUACAUUACAGAAUAUGGAAGCAACGUGACCAUGGAAUGCAGGUUUCCAGUGGAUGGCCAGUUAAAUCUUAAAGACUUAAGUGUCAGUUGGGAGCAAAAAGGGUUAAAAGAGCAACAAUCAAAAGAAGUUUAUACUCUUCAAAAGGGGGAGGAAGACCUUAAAUCCCAACACAGAGACUAUAGGGGAAGAGCAACAUUGUUACGUGACAAAUUGAAUUUGGGAUGUUCAGUGCUUCAAAUCACCAGCGUAAAGCUCAUGGAUGCAGGGUCUUACCGCUGUCUCAUUGACUACAGAGGAGCUGAUUACAAGUACAUUACUUUGGAAGUAAAAGCAUCCUACAUGAGAAUAAAUGUACAAAUAAUGAGUGAACCUGCAGAAGAGGAGUUAGUUUUAACUUGCCAGUCAGAAGGAUUUCCUCUAGCUGAAGUGUUCUGGCAAAAUGAGAAGAAUCUUAAAGUCAACGGAUCUGUAAAUACCACCUACACAUUGACCACAGAUGGACUAUAUAAUGUAACCAGUAUGCUGACAUUCAAGCCAAAUGCUAGUGAAAACUACAGCUGCACAUUCUGGUCUAAAGAACUGAAUGAAAAAACUUCCUACAUUUUCACUUUAGCUCGACAAACAGCAGUUGUUGGAAAAAAAUCUCUGAAUUUAUUUGUCAUCCCAACCUGUGUAAUAGCGGUUGUUCUCAUAUCUGCAUUAACUAUCUUUCUAAAGAGAAAAUCAUUCACAAAGCUCCAUGCCAAAAAAGACAAAAAAAGAAAAUGUCCUCAGUUACAGAAAGAAGACAACAGACACUUGAACCCUGAAACCCAGGACUUAAUUAUGACGAAUGUCACAGAUUCAAGAGACUGCACAGACAUAUGUCCAUGAAAACGCUUCAUCUGCCAUGCCUGCAGUUUGCACUUUUCAGAUCCCUUUUUGAAGACUGCAUAGAGAAAUCACAGCACUUUAGGUCUGGAACAAACAAAGCAAAUGUUUGGUUUUGUCUGUAGUAUACCACUUAAAGGCUCCCUGUGCCUUUUGCCAUGUUACAUCUUAGAGUUACAGAGAACCAUACUGUUAUUCAAUGUGGUUAACAACUAUUAAGGGAUUAUUGGAGUGUAUCCCAUAUGCUGUAUGCUUGGGCAUAUUGUUCACCUGAGAGCACUGCGUGCACCAAAUAUUUUGUGUUCAAGAAUCCCCUUACUAAGUGAUUUAAUUUCAGGAGUACAGUCAAGACACAGAGCUUCGGUCACGUCUCAUGGGACUCUGUACGUGCCGAUGCCUGGACAAUAAUCUUUUGUAUUCAGAAAUUUCUACAUAUCUAUUUUUCAUGGUCCAAACUUUAUAACCCAUAAACUGGAAAUUACCUAGAGCACCAAAAGCAAGGAGAUAGACUGAAGAAGUUUCAUUUUACAACGCUAACAAGAGUCUGAAGUGCACUUCAAGCAACAGACCCAAAACUACCCCUGGAUCAACAUUAUGUCAUACAACCAACAGUUUAAUGUAUGGUUUGUUACAUUGAUUUCUUUAUAGUUAUUUCUUAUUUGUAGAAGGCAUGUAAUAUUAAUACUGUUUUACUUUUUUUAGGGGAGACAACUAAAAAUGUAGACUACAGUGCUGUAUCUACUUAAUGGGGAAUUGCAAAGCAAAACUGAAAAUUGAAUUAAAUACAGAUUUCUGUGCUGAAGGUGUUUACUAGCCAGGGUGCAGUUUUAACCCUCCUCAGGAACAGAAAGUUAAUCCUCUCCAUACCAAUCACUGGAUGGAGUUUCUACAUCCUAUCAAAGGAAUGCCAGAGUCACCUCUGAAUAACUGAGUACAGGGGACCACCAUGUUUUUAUAUUAUCUCCUGGAGUGCCAUUUUGGAAAGAAGCUAUGUCUCCACAUUGUGAGCCAAAACCUGACAGAACUUGGUGUAAUUUAUCCCUAGAGCGGUGGCUUUUGUGGGCCUUUUCUUUUGGAAAAGGAGCCACUGCUUAGAUGUACCUUGUAGGGUUAAAGAAACAGAGAUAUACACAAGCCAGUGAAACCAACUUCUGUCAUAUCUCCAUUCCCCACAAAAUACUCGGGUUUGGAGUUUCCCAAAAUAUUUUGGCCCAGCUAUAUAAAAAUUGUCACAACAGCAAAGUCAACAUCUUGCUCUUCCUCUACUAGGUCUGGAUUUGGAUACUUGGAAUCUGGUUUCCAACUGCCCGCAUCUUGUACAGUUAUUUACACCAAGGCAAAGUGGGUGUACAACACUACUUAAUCAGAAUGAUAGCAUUUACACCCACUUUGCACUCAUUUUGCCCUGGUUUAAAUGACUACACAAGAUGCAGAGCAAUAGAAAAUUAGGUCCCUGAUGUAUGGCAGAAGCUGACUUACAGAUUCAGCGGUAGUACUGAUUUUAUGAAUAAUCACUGGUUGAUGGGGAAAGAACAAACUUAAGAGUCAUAUUUGGUUUCCAUGUAUUGCACUUUUAAAUGUUUAGGUGCCUGUUGUUUGCUGGAAGCAUCUGCCAUUUUCUGUUCAGUUCAGAUGUAGCUUGCUGCAGAGGAGAGACACACUGACCCAGAUUUUCUGCUGAGUUUAGCAAAUCAGUUGGGAUGUCAGAGAGUCAGUUAUGCAGAGCCCUGUGUGGAUACAAAAUUUGCAUCCACAUCUGAUCCGAGAUGUGCAAAAAUGGUGCACAGAUAUAAAGUGAAGCUCUGCAGAUUUGCAGGGCUCUAGUUAUGACUCCCUGCCAGGCCUCAUGUGCAGAGUAGAGAAGCCUGGGGACUACUCUAACUUGCAUCAGCUAGCAAUGGUCCAUAAGGGACCAUGCACCAGUGGAGGAUAGCCAAAGUAUAUCAUGCUUCAGGCAUUCCUUCUCUGUGCUUUGUUACAUCUGCUGUGCUAGGGGCUGUAGAGAGAGAGAGGCAUGGGAGUUGGCCUCAUACUCACUAGGGACUCCCUUCAUGUCAGGGGUAUACUAAACUGGAAGUUAUGGGCUGUCUCCAUUCUUUUUGUGCUACCAGACCAGUGCAGAGAAACUGGUCCAUUGUGCUCUCACAUGGAGACUUUAUUUUUGUUCCUUCUUAUUUGUUUGUUUUCCAUAAUCAUAAAAUAAAAGUAAUUCAAGCUAGAAGCACGUUUGCUCUUUGCAUCUGGAAAAACAUGAUACAUGUGCAUUGAUGUUCCCUCCUUAUUCAAAUGAACAGACUGAGGGAGUUCUGCCUGACAUUAUUAUCUUACACUGAAGAUUCAAUUUUGACUUGUUGUGUGUAGGUUCAAUAGUGGGGAAGCUGGUCCUGUGGAGAAGCAUACAUUGUACAUUUCACCAUCAAAUGUAAAAAGCACUAUACAGCAUGCUCCCACAAUGCUCCCCUUAAUGCUCUGUACCUUCAAAUGCCAGAGAUGAGCAGGACCAUAAUUCUCCUUAGUAUUUUGCUGUCAGAAUCAUAAAUGUAUCCCGGUCUGCAUUUUUGCACCUUAACCUACCUGGAGUAGAUCCUAUCUGUGCCACAGUGAAGAGAAGGGAAACCAAACCAGCUCUCAAAUUUCAGCAAAUGAAAGUUAGCAUGUCAGCUGCUUGGCCAAUCUGUAUUUGCUUAUGCACUCAUGCAUGAGUUGGCUUUUUUUUCUGUAAUCCCCUGAGUAUAUGAUAUGUGUGUGAUAUGAUGAGUCUUUAUACUUUCUGCUUCACCUACUGCUUUUCACAAGCUGUUAUCUUGGAGCCGCUAAGGCCGGAAUAUUCUGGUUUAGAAUGGUGAGAGAUCAAAGAUUUUAUGAGCAGUUUCCAAAGAACAGUGGAUUAAAACCUGCUCUUAUGCUAGAAAUCAAACACUGUAAAGUUUUAAAAUGGCAUGGAAAGAGAAGUCAGUCUGAAAGUCAACAUACAAUCAGCCCAGGUUGGCAUCACAGGCUGGCACAUUGGAUACCUUCUACUAUAGGGCCCCAUGAUUUCUUCUGACACAAAUAUCCUCUAUUCAUCUGUAUAAAUUCAUUCCAGAUGACCUCUGUGAGGAUAUACUAUAUCACUAUGUGCUAGUGCACUGUAUUAGGUUUGGGGAUUUAAUUGGAGCUGGUGAAAAUAUUUUAGUGAAAAUCCAGGCAACAUUUUUCACCAGUUAAUUUACUGUGAUUUUUGCACUCCCCAAAAUGCAGAUUAUUCUUGAAAUUUUGAAAUUCAUGAAGUGUUUGUAUAUAUAAUCUUUUACUCCUCUUAUCUGGUUAGGGGUGCUCUUGUGUUCUUGCUGCUUGUCAGUAAGCAACAAAGUCUGAUAUUUGCCGUUGAACUGUGGAUCAGGUGGUUGCUUUCUCUGUUCAGUCUUCCACUUGUGUUGCCUUCAGGUUUCUACUGUAGACUUAAAGGCUUUUCUGCCAGAGCAGCAUUUUGACUUUACUGAAACUUUACUUAGGAGCAAGGGAGAGAAAAAACAAACAAACUGUAGCUGGCCAGGAAAAAAAAGGGGGGGUGAGGGGGGUUGGCUCAGCAUAUUAGCAUACCAGCUCAAUCUAAUUCUUUCCCAUACUAAAGGGAACCUAGAGUAAUCCUAUUAGUGGCGUUACUCUGGAUUUACAUUGGUAUAACUGAAAACAACUGUCAGCUGCCAGAAGAUUAAUGUCUUUGGAGAAAACCAUCAUCCCCAGUGAAGACAAUCUGCUAUAAUGGUGAGUGAGAAGAAGAUGAAGAAAGGCUGUUCAAAACAACAGUGUGUGUGAAAACGUCUUUUGCGUCUGGACUGAAGUCGGAGAGAGAUUUCAAAUGUUCACUUUGAUGUAUGGAGCCUCCACAGUAAAAGAAAACAAGCUAUAUCCAAAAUCUGCUAAUUGGGAGGCCUAAAUACUAGUGUGGAUUUUUUUUUUCUCUCUGAGAGACACCCUAACAGUUAAAUCUCCGUAGAUCAGAUGAUAACUUUGAAUUUGGAAUGGCUUGGACUUUAUUUUAUAUAGACACAAACAUAAAAUUUUUGCAAACAUGCAGAGUUAAUGAAACUACUUAAACCAGUGAAUUCUUGCACUGCAAAGGAGGACACUCUCUGGGCCAUAUCCUGAUCUCAUUAAAGUCAACAGUAAACAUCCUAUUGACUUCAAAGGGCCUGGGAUCUGGCCUACAAGCUUGAAACUUACUUUUCUGAAAAACUACCCCCACAGCUUCUCUCUCUUCCUGGAGAUGGCCUGGGUGUGAACAUUUGGAGAUACCAUCUAAAGACUUGCACAGCUAACAAACAAAAGCAAAAGUAUUCUUCAGCAUUGCAGAUUCAGCUCUCUCCCAUAUUAAAUGACUCACAUCCCUGGCAGAAACCUGCUGCUUGCCAGCAAAAACAAAACAAAAAGGGUUACUAGUUGAAAUAGUGUGUGGAAAAAGCAGAGCAAACCAUAUGGUUCAUGUUAAUAAUUAAAGUGCAGGAUAAUGUAUUUAUGCCCUCAGAAGGUAACCCCCCUCACUUGGAAUUUGCUCUCAUUCGACUGUGAUAAAAUUGAAGCAUAAUAAUAAUGCUAUAGUAAUUACAUGUUCUGCACUGGAUUUUGCUUUUGUUUUCAUAUAUACUGGUCUCUGCAUCUUAGACUCAAUAAUAUACUUUCCCUGGACUUUCCAACUGAGAAAUGAAAUGUCCUUGUUGUGCCCGCUGAAGAGUCUUCCCUGCAGAAAAGUAUUAACAAUACAAUUUCAUUUAGCACAGUGUUUUUUAAUGCAAACAGUAUCUUAAAAACUGCUUUACAUGGAGAAGCAAACAAGCCAGAAUAUGGUACAAAUUAUACUAACUUGAGUGGUGGAUUAAAUACAUUAAGUACAUAUGGUUAUUCCUACAGAGGGGCAAGAAAAUUCUUUGAAUCUCAGCUCAUGGAGGCAGGGCUCCCCACCUACUCAGAGGGGUGAGGGUCUGGCCAGCACCUGAAGCAAAGCUGAGUCUCUAAAGCAGUGGUUCCCACACUGGGGUUUGUGAACCCCUGGGGGUUCGCAAAAUGUUACAGGGGGCUCUUGGGAAAAAAUUCCCUAAUGGCAGACAGAGCUGUCCCUAGGGACCCUGGCACGGGGCAAGCAGCCCGGAGCCUCUGGACUUCCAAGAGCUAAGCAGAGCUAUCGCACUGAGGAGAUUUAAACUUUAAGACUCCUUAUAAGAAAAAGGG
Mauremys reevesii (Reeves's turtle) is the source of this 6751-nucleotide messenger RNA. RefSeq names its product programmed cell death 1 ligand 2-like. The transcript is spliced from 8 exons. Gene Ontology annotation, cellular component: external side of plasma membrane. Gene Ontology annotation, biological process: T cell costimulation; cellular response to lipopolysaccharide; immune response. NCBI's taxonomy places the organism in Eukaryota, Metazoa, Chordata, Testudines, Geoemydidae. The coding region runs from base 587 to 1546 and encodes 319 amino acids. The record is from RefSeq and is a predicted model, not a curated record.